UUCCCCGCAACCCUGUAGGAUAACGGUAUAGAAAAUGGAUGGAUGGAUGGCUCAUUGGUAAAUUCCAUUUGCAUAAAAGAUACAAAACACUUCAGGAUAUGCCGUUAUAAGAAAAUAAUCAGAUUUGGAUUGCAGCACGCCACCGCGUCGUUAAUUAUUUUCCUAAAACUGCACACCCAUGCCGUCUUUUAUUCCUCACUUAAUCUCCUCGAGGUUCCCUGUCCAUUGCUCACGUUCAAAACAAAGAAUCGAUGCUCUCGGUGUGAUGAUUUAUUAGAAUUUUAUUUGAUCGUGAAUUCCACAGAUGGAUUAGUCAGGUCUGGAUCCCAGCACAGGCCCGGAAGUUGUUUGGGAUUUCAGGUAAAACAUCCCGGAGAUGCUGCCUUCGCCCGAGAAAACAAACAGUGCUCCUGUUAUAUAAAUACAGCAACCAGAGUCGAUCGCCAGGCAGCUGGUGUGAGAAUGAAUGCUGACGAUUGUAAUGGCCGUUCUUACAUGUCAGGCAGCGGAGAUUCUUCAACAGAACGGGAGUUUUUCGCAGGGCUAAGGGGACCUACAGUGAGCACUCCUAACAGUCAGCACUCCUCUCCCAGUCGCUCCGUCAGUGCAAAUUCCAUCAAAGUGGAGCUCUACAGCGAUGAAGAAGCAGGUAGUGCCCCACUUGCAGAGAGAGGAGGAGGAGAGAGGGAUGAAGGAUGGAAGCAGGAUAAGGGGGACAUCGCCGAGGAGGUUGGCGGAGAGGUCGGAGGCGACGUGGGAGGAGGAGUGCUUGGUCAGGGAGGGAGCGGUUCACCUGGUCCCAUUCGGCUACCUAACGGGAAAUUGAAGUGUGACAUAUGUGGGAUGAUCUGCAUCGGCCCUAAUGUUCUCAUGGUACACAAGCGCAGCCAUACAGGUGAGCGGCCAUUCCAGUGUAACCAGUGUGGCGCGUCCUUCACGCAGAAGGGCAACCUGCUGCGCCACAUCAAGCUCCACUCUGGUGAAAAGCCCUUCAAAUGUCCCUUCUGUAACUAUGCCUGCCGUCGCCGUGACGCACUCACAGGACAUCUCCGCACACACUCCGUUUCCUCUCCGACUGUGGGGAAGCCCUAUAAGUGCAGUUACUGUGGACGCAGCUACAAGCAGCAGAGCACACUGGAGGAGCAUCGCGAACGUUGCCACAGCUACCUACAGAGUCUGGACCACCAGCCUGCCCACAGCACGCAGUCUGCACAGGGUGAGGAAUGUCGUAACAUGGAUAUGAUGGCUGACCCUCUGAUCCAGCCCUUGUCAGAAAAGAUGACCUUCAUUGAACGGGUGGCUAACAGCAUCACUAAAAGGAAGCGCUCCACACCUCAACGGUUUCUGGGAGAAAAGCACAUGCGAAUGAACAUGUCAGAUGCACCUUAUGAGAUCAACUCCAGCCCUGAGAAAGAGCGGGAUGUGCUGGGUUCUCAUGCUGGAAGUGACCCUGCUGCUUUAUCUGCUAUGGGAAGCCGCUACCUCCGCACCCCUCGAGGAGGAAGCGAAGAGGUUGAGUCUCCUCGAUCCCUGCGCCUGCCUCCUCCUCACCCGGCCUGUGUCUCCGAGUUUACCCCUGUCAUCAGCUCCGUCUAUGGCCACAUCACACCCCUGGGCCAGCGGCUGAACUGUGCAGGGAGCAUCAACAUGGUACUGCCUGGUCGAGAGGCAGGUGAGGGUCACGAAGACGUGCCCUCAGGGCGCAGCCACGCUGACUCGCCCAGCAAUGGCUGCCAGGACUCCACGGAUAACGAGAGCACGACAGAGGAGCACGGCAUCGGCCCUGGCGCUGCCAACCAUCGAGGACGUGAGCGCCACAGUCCUAGUCAUGCCAAAGAAACAGAAGUGGAAGGGGAGCGAGACAGAGGGGGCGCACCGGCUAAGGGGAGCCCUCGUUCUCCUCCCUCGUCCGGUUUGGCCGUGCAGGUGGUGGACGGCGAGGGGCGGCCGGUGCGCUCGUUCCGCUGCGAGCACUGUCGCAUCUUUUUCCUGGACCACGUCAUGUUCACCAUCCACAUGGGCUGCCAUGGCUUCCGCCAGCCUUUCGAAUGCAACAUCUGCGGCCACCGCAGCCAGGACCGCUACGAGUUCUCCUCGCACAUCGUCCGAGGAGAGCACCAAGUGGGCUGAACCACUUGGGAGUGGGGGUGGG
Ictalurus furcatus (blue catfish) is the source of this 2152-nucleotide messenger RNA. RefSeq names its product IKAROS family zinc finger 4 (gene ikzf4). Gene Ontology annotation, molecular function: DNA-binding transcription factor activity; RNA polymerase II cis-regulatory region sequence-specific DNA binding. The transcript has 8 exons. The record is from RefSeq and is a predicted model, not a curated record. Gene Ontology annotation, biological process: regulation of transcription by RNA polymerase II. The coding region runs from base 43 to 2130 and encodes 695 amino acids. Lineage: Eukaryota; Metazoa; Chordata; Actinopteri; Siluriformes; Ictaluridae.